AACAGGUGCGUCCAAGUGAACGCCUUUGCAUGUGUCUGCAGGUGUAGCUGCCAAGAAACGGCCGGUUAAGGACUCACAAAACGGCAGAACAUGACGCAGAUUAACAGAAGACCAACGGGAGAGAGAGGAGUGCCAGUCACCUGUCAUUCACUGUUGGUAAUGGCUGGCAUCGUGGCGGUGGUUGGCGUGGUUCUGGUGCCCAUGGUAACCGCCCAGUUCCACAGUUUCGCUGACCUGCCGGGCGACUACUGCAGAAUAAGACGACCAACGUCGUGUUGUGACGGACGGUACGACGACUGUUCCUUGCCUAUCCGCGGUACACUGUGUUACUGCGACCAGUUCUGCAAUAGGACCUAUAAUCCGGACUGCUGCCCCGACUACUGGGAGCUCUGCCUGGGUAUCCGGCCUUCUCCACCGCCUGAGAUUUUUGGGUGCUACAAGGAGGGGCUGUACAUCCCACACGGUCACAGCAUCAAAUUCAACUGCAACGAAUGUAAGUGCCAAGGGAAGAACCUGAUAUGCGAGGAGGACAAAUGCAUGAUCGAGGAGCAGGUGAUCCAGACCGUGAACCUUGCCCAGCGUCAGUAUGGCUGGAGGGCGACCAACCACUCCAAGUUCUGGGGCAGGAAGGCACGAGAGGGCCUCGUACUUCGAACCGGCACUCACAACCCAGAGGCUCUGUCACUGAAGAUGUACCCGAUAUUACUCCGGCCGGAUGUCUCCCGCAUCCCGCGCCAGUUCGAUGCCCGGAACAAGAGAGAGUGGCAGGGGCGUGUGAGUGGCGUGAGUGACCAGGGCUGGUGCGGUGCCUCCUGGGCGUUUUCCACCUUAGGCGUAACUCAGGACAGAUUAUCCAUCGAGUCUUUGGGGAACGAGACGGUGAGACUGGCGCCGCAGCACCUCCUGAGUUGUGACAGGCGGGGGCAGAGUGGCUGCCAGGGCGGACACGUCGACAGGGCCUGGCAGUACCUGAGAAGAUUUGGGGUGGUGAACGAGGAGUGCUACGCCUACGAGAGUGGCACCACAGGUCAGCUACCGACCUGUAGAGUCCCUCCCAACGCCAACCUCUUCAGCCUUCGCUGUUCUAAUAACGAGGUGGUGUACCAGAGGAGAGAUCUGUACAAGACAGAGCCAGCGUACCGUAUCUCAGGCAAGGAGACAGACAUUCAGUGGGAGAUCCUUACCAACGGCCCUGUUCAAGCAAUAAUGAGAGUACAGAAGGACCUGUUCAUGUACCAAAGUGGAGUGUACUCCAGCACGGGGCUGGCGGGACAGGAGACGGCCACACAUUCUGUCAGGAUCAUCGGCUGGGGAGAGGACAACUUCCUGGGAUCUUUUCCUGUCAAAUAUUGGCUGGUGGCCAACUCGUGGGGUACUGACUGGGGUGAGAGAGGCUUCUUCAGGAUCGUCCGUGGCUACAAUGAGUCUGAUAUCGAGACUUUUGUCAUUGCUGUACGUGCCCGACUUGGUAGCUACGCCAGAGGUGGCCGGACACAAGAUUUACGAAGACCGGGGGGACGCAGUUAUUAAAAUGGUAACCACUUUCAGAACUAUAGUGCGUUGAGAAAAUACUACCAAUGUCUGUCAAAGAAUAAGUGUCACAAUGCUAUGGCUGGAAGAUCUAAACAUGAAACUCGCAUUGCAAGGAGAAGGAAGAAGAAAGUAAGGUCCUUUGAGAUUAAUGUUUGCUGUUGUAUGUAAUACAUUUGAGGGGUAAUAAUUAAUAUUAAAAGGUGUAAGUUAACAUGAAUGUAAAUACAAAUUAGGUUAAACCAAUAAAAUAUAGUUUUCCUUUAUGAUACUUAAUGCUAGUGACUGUAGACUACCUUAAGAUUCUUCCAACUUUAGUGGUAAAUUUUCAUUCUAAGAAGCGAGAAUUGCUACAACUUUUAAUAUUUUUAGUGCUUAAAUAAAUAUAUAUAUAUAUAUAUAUAUAUAUAUAUAUAUAUAUAUAUAUAUAUAUAUAUAUAUAUAUAUAUAUAUAUAUAUAUAUAUUUACCUCAUAAUAUCAAGUAGGCAUAAUUUCGUUCACAUUUAAAGUUGGCUAAAUGUAGUUCUACAUUUUAUUGCAUUUGAAAGGCUAUUUCACAGUUUAUAACCUUUUAUUUGCAAGGCAUUUUUGCUUUGGUCGAAUUGGGCUCAUGGAAUAUCUGAUGGACACAUGUGUCUUCUCUGGUGCCUCAGUCUUAUUGCAGCCAUCUAAGAAGCGUUUGAAGUUAGGAUUUAUACUGCUAUUUAGAGGUUUUGAAGAUGUAUAAUACACUUGAAAGUGUGUAGUGCUUUAAUACUUAGCAUGUUGAAAUAUAUAUAUAAAGGUACAGCAUGCUGUCUGGGGUUGGAGUGUGUUAUUGCUCUAAUUGCUGGUUUUUGUUGUGUAAUUCUGUGUCCGAGACCAUUUUGAGUCAUGCAAGCCCAGGUGAAGAUACCGUAGGUGAGACAUUAAUACACGAGUAUAUAAUCUUAUCAGUGCAGAGUGAGGUACAUAGUAAUUUAUCAUUAUAAGGAAGCACAUACUAAAGGCUUAGAACGCAACAUAGUGAUGAGUAGAUAAAGGUAUGUACACAACGUUCUUCCUUGUAAUGUCUCGAAAAGAUGUACAUAGACGAGACUGGUAAAUAUUUUGCUAAAUUUGUAAGACUCAUUUGUCUUUGUCUUUAAGACAGUCUAAGUCUUUUUAAGACUAAAAGGCAUUAUUUUUAAGACGGUAGGUAAUGAAUAUAUUAUUGCUUUCGUUAACUUAAGUGAUACUGGCAAUAAUAUUGAUUUUGAUAACUGCAAACAAAUGCUUAAAUCCAAUAAUUAAGACAAAUUUUUUAAUAAAUAAUUAAAAGUUCCGAAUUUCAACGUAUGAGUCAAUAUAAUGUUAACAAAACAAAUUGUACCAAGGUCAAUGAAAACCUUUACCUAGUUUAUGUAUUGUUGUUGAUCAAGCGGCAGUUAUAUAUGGUCACAAGGGAUUUUUCACAUCAUUUCUUAUAAGAUGAAGGAUGUAAAGUAUAAUAAUGUAGAAGUACAUUAAAUACAUCAUUGCAUAUUGCAUCCAUAUACUGUAAUAUUCAAGAAUGGUGAAAUAAUUGUUUAAUUUGAAAAGCUUCUGGAAAUGCCGAGAAUUUAGGUCUUUUGUUAAUACGAAUGUAAAAAAAAAGCGCAACAAAUUUGUACAAAUUAAUUUUAGUUUACCAAACUAGUGGCCGCCAACAGGUCAAUUGGUCAAAGUGCUAUUCUUUUACUAAAGAUAUAUUUAAUACUAAUAUAUCUAACAGUAUUUUGCUGUUCAAUAGAGUGCAGCAUAAUAGAUCAUGAAAACACACUCAAUACAAUUCACAGAACGCUACAAAUCAAGAUUUUGCUGUUCUUAAAAAUUUCAUUAUUGAUUUUUGUCUCUUGCAUUAAAAAAAUAUAUAAAUAAAAAAAAAAGCUUGUUGAAAAUCCAUAGGCCUGUAGGACGAGGCCACUAUAAAAUCUUCUUGGAGCUUAUUUCCUAAAGUUUUAACAAGAAAUGAUGUCCAAUAUACGGGAUCAACUGCUGAGCAAAAUAUAUUAAUUGCUUCAUGAAGGAUUUAUAUAAUAAUUUACUACAGUCGCAUGGUAUUAUGGUGUAAAUGUGACUUUGACAUCUCUGUGUAUAUUAUCAUGAACAAAACACUGCCAUUUAAAGAAGCUUUAAACAAUGUAAAAGGAUGAAAAUAUUUAGCUUAGAAACAGACUUUUCUAUAUUCAAUUACACACUUCCUCUGUGUCCAUUUGCGUGAAAUAAAUAUUACUAUUAAUAUAUGUCACUAUAUUAAAUAUUUUAAUCAUAAUAAUUUAAUUACAUUUUUUUAAUUUUAUGUACUAGAAUGCCAGUUAUAAAUUUGAGAAGCUAAAUUCUACAGAAGUAAUGUGUUAAAAUGAUUCGUUAAGAGUAUAUUUUGUGCUAGAAGUUCAGUUAGAUUAUUUUCUUUUUAUACGAUAAUUUGUAGAAUGAGAAAAUAAUGUGUUUUAAUUAGUUGGUUUAAAUAUGACCCCACAAUCAUGUGAAACAUGACAAUAUUCAUGCCUCAUACAUUGGUUAUUUGACUUUUUUUUUUACAUUUUUAAACAGUUACUACCAUCAAAUAUAUGGAAUACUUAUGUGCACAUUAUAAUUCAGGUAUUGUUUCAAUCCUAAAUUGUGUAUCAUUAAAAUUGUUUAAAGUACAAA
Messenger RNA from Procambarus clarkii (red swamp crayfish), 4183 nucleotides. NCBI's taxonomy places the organism in Eukaryota, Metazoa, Arthropoda, Malacostraca, Decapoda, Cambaridae. The record is from RefSeq and is a predicted model, not a curated record.